Protopolystoma xenopodis is the source of this 276-nucleotide messenger RNA. Lineage: Eukaryota; Metazoa; Platyhelminthes; Monogenea; Polystomatidea; Polystomatidae. The record is from the annotation of a GenBank genome assembly.
GUGUUCGAUGUUCUUUUUCAUCCAUCAGCUUUCGAAAUAGCUGAAAAGCAAAUCUCACUGGCUCGCAUGAUUAAUUCUGUGGCUCUAACCAGCAUUCAGCGCCAGUUCAAUUUACGGCUUGGAAAGUCAUCUGAUCAGGCCAGGCAGUUGGAAGCAGCUCUUCAAGCAGUGAAUGAAAUUUCACCUAGUUCAUCUUCUACCCGCGUUGAUUUAUUAAUAUCUAAGUGCACACAUCGACUUGUCGGAGUUACUUACAAGGCAAAGCUCCUUUUCUAA